This is a messenger RNA of Orussus abietinus, 2057 nucleotides long. RefSeq names its product spermine oxidase. Gene Ontology annotation, molecular function: polyamine oxidase activity. The record is from RefSeq and is a predicted model, not a curated record. Lineage: Eukaryota; Metazoa; Arthropoda; Insecta; Hymenoptera; Orussidae. The coding region runs from base 470 to 1936 and encodes 488 amino acids. The transcript is spliced from 10 exons.
GAAAUACCGGAAAGAAGAAACCAAAUUCUCACCCAAAAAUUGAGACAUAAUGACAAUGUAACGAAUAUUCAUGGCACCAAAAAUAUAAGUUUACAAAUCAGAGGUUUCUUUUGUAAUACGUUAUUAAAGAUGGAAUGCUUCCUAAUGGUUUCCAUAACACGCUUCAACAAAACUCAAAUAAUGAUAUUACAGAAAGAAAUACAAUUAUUAUUCUCAAAAUGUUGAAUGAUUUAUAAAAUAGAAGAAAGAAAUAAUCGUUACUAAAAGAGAGAGAAGCCAACUAGCACAUCUUAUCUUUAUCAUUUCUACAACUGUAGAUAGUGUACAGAGGCUGAAUAUCACAUGCAGUCAACUUCCUCCAAUUUACGGCCAGCAGCUGCGCCCUCCCAUCCCGCUCCUAGUCAAGUCUACAACUGAAGAUGAACUCUAAGAGGUCACUUUAAGAGAAGUUGUCGUACUCGAAACAAGAAUGUGGACUCGGGUAGUAAUAUUCUUUACAUUCAAUUUAUGCUUUCAACUUGUGCGUUGUGACUCUUCUAGGAUUAUUGUGGUAGGCGCUGGAAGUGCAGGUAUAGCCGCAGCUUCAAAGCUCUUUGAGAAUGGCUUCAAAAAUGUCACUAUUUUGGAAGCAGAAAAUCGCAUUGGAGGUCGAGUGUGCCGUAAACAGCUCGGAGAGUACUUUGUAGACCUUGGAGGUCAAUGGGUCCAUGGGAAAGUAGGCAACGUUGCAUAUGAAAUGGCAUCGCCACUUGGCUUGAUAGAGGAAAAUCCAAAUCCACUACUUAAUCUAUCGAUCUUCGAUUCUUCAGGGUCUCAGCUUGAUCACGAAAUCACUAAAAAUAUUUCGGAUUUCUUCAUAAACUUAAUGGAUGACGACGUUAAGUUCGCACCGAAGCAUACGAACGCUUCGAUUGGUGACAUUGCAAUUAAAGAAUUUCAGGAUUACUUCAAAGAGCAUCCUGAGAUUAAUUCGGACUUAAGUCAAGGUCUUCUAUACAUGUUCGAGUUGAUGGAACUGACGUUGGAUUCUGCCGAUAAUUGGACGGACAUUUCUCUCCAAACCUAUGGAGAAUAUUGGCCGUGCACUGGCAGUCAACUGUACGGUUGGAAAGAAAAAACUUAUGCCACAAUCUUAGACAUUCUGAUGAAAAAGUACCCAGACCCGGGAAAGGAACUUCCCGUGCUGAACAAUACUAUUCUCAAUGCUGAGGUGACCAAAAUUGAUUAUAGUAAUGAUAUAGUAUCGAUAACUACUAAUCGGGGUGAUGUAUACUCAGCGGAUUAUGUUAUCGUGACACCGUCUUUGGGUGUUCUGAAAGAACAACACCAAACUUUGUUCGAGCCUCCUUUACCUGACUGGAAAGUCAAUGCUAUCGAGGGUAUAAAUUUUGGAAACGUGGCAAAAAUUUUUCUGUUGUUCGAAGAACAAUGGUGGCCAGAAAUGUUUUACGCAACUUUCGCAUGGAAGGAGACGGAUAGAUUGGAACUCGAGAAAGAUCCGAAAAAGAAAUGGCUGCGAGGAUUUUUUUCUGCUUUCUCGGAUAACUACAGACCUAAAUUGUUAUGUGGCUGGAUGAGUAGUACUGCAGCACGAGAAAUGGAGCAAGUUUCCGAAGAAGACGUCCUGGAAGGUGUAACGGAAGUCCUUCACAGGUUUAUAGGAAAAGAUUAUAAUAUUACAAGGCCUGUAAAGUUAUUAAGGAGUCAAUGGUACAGCAACAAACAUUUUCGAGGAACCUAUAGCUAUCACGGCAUCGAGACGGAAAGUAGAAACGUUAAACCUGCCCAGUUGGCGGAGCCUUUGACGAAAAACGAUAAACCAGUCGUUUUAUUCGCCGGAGAAGCAUCAAACGACCACCAUUUCUCAACAGUCCACGGCGCAAUUGAGACUGGAUGGAGAGAAGCUGAUAGAAUUAUAAAACUGGAGUCAAAUUAAUGUUUUUAGAAAAUAUUAGAUAAUUUCAGUUGAUUACAUGGAUGAUUAUUGAAGUAGUAUAUACCACUGGAUAUUGCAUACAUUGUUACAAGGAAAUAAAAUAUAAGCUGUAAAAAACCAA